Messenger RNA from Sphaeramia orbicularis (orbiculate cardinalfish), 912 nucleotides. Its product is annotated as olfactory receptor 10G4-like. Gene Ontology annotation, cellular component: membrane. Bases 1 to 912 code for a protein of 303 amino acids. Lineage: Eukaryota; Metazoa; Chordata; Actinopteri; Kurtiformes; Apogonidae. The transcript is spliced from 3 exons. The record is from RefSeq and is a predicted model, not a curated record. Gene Ontology annotation, molecular function: olfactory receptor activity; odorant binding; G protein-coupled receptor activity. Gene Ontology annotation, biological process: G protein-coupled receptor signaling pathway; detection of chemical stimulus involved in sensory perception of smell.
AUGGACACCCCCUGUAAUGCAACCUUGUUUGAGACACAGAUGAACUCCACCAUCUUCCACCUGGUUAAGAUGGUCAGUAUGUGUGUGAGCUACACCCUGAACACUGUGCUGAGUGUUCCUCUGCUCCUGGUCAUCACAUACCCCCCAUCCCUCCUGAGACACACUCGCUUUCUGCUCCUCACACACCUUCUUUUGUGCGACAACCUACAUCAACUCUUGUGGACUAUCAACGCCAUUCUUUUCAGCUAUAUUGAAAGUAUACCUGUGACCGAGUGUUUGAUCUUCUGUGCUGCCAUCCAGGCUUGUUCUAUGGUGGACCUUUUCCUGAGUACUGCUAUGGCUGUGGACCGCUUUAUAGCUGUAAAGUGGCCCCUGCGCUAUGAAUUCUUGAUGUGUCCUCGAAGGAGGAGAGUAACUGUUGCAACCAUAUGGACCUUAUCAUUUGUUCUUACCAGUGUUACUGUGUGUAUCACCCUGAUCACCAUCCCAUCCAAUUUUUCCCUUCCCCGCUGCCGACCUCUCAUCCUCACACCCUGUGAAAUGGCGACCUCUGCUCUGCUGCUGUACUGCACCGUGGGGACAGCUGUGGUGGUGUUCCUCUGCUAUCUGACAAUGGUAGGAUGCUUCUGCCUGCUCUGCCGGGACAUGCAUAAAGGUCUGCUCUGCACCAGGAGGUCCUACAUCACCAUGACCCUCCAGGCAGCCCAGACCAUUCUCUUUUCAGUUCCUGUGAUCACAAGCAGCUACCUGAUCCCUGGUUACCUGCACAGUGAUGUGUUGGAUAUAGUGACCACUAUCACCUACAGCCUGGGGGUGGCAAUCAUCCCACUGGUCUAUGGCUAUCGCUCAAGGGAACUUCAGCAAAGAAUAAGUCAGGCUACCCACAGGAGCAGAGUUAAUAUCCAAAAUUAA